Messenger RNA from Onychomys torridus (southern grasshopper mouse), 2854 nucleotides. RefSeq names its product gastrula zinc finger protein XlCGF26.1-like. The record is from RefSeq and is a predicted model, not a curated record. NCBI's taxonomy places the organism in Eukaryota, Metazoa, Chordata, Mammalia, Rodentia, Cricetidae. Bases 458 to 2221 code for a protein of 587 amino acids. The transcript is spliced from 5 exons. Gene Ontology annotation, molecular function: DNA-binding transcription factor activity; RNA polymerase II cis-regulatory region sequence-specific DNA binding. Gene Ontology annotation, biological process: regulation of transcription by RNA polymerase II.
GGCGGGUUUAGAGGAAACGCAUAACCGGAAGCGGGAUGUGCUGGGCGGGGCCAGGAGGUGCGACUCCAAAGAACCAGGCUGAAGUGCUAGGAAAUUUCACCAUUCCCUGUUGGGUUCGGGGAGUACAGUGUCCCGAACUGCACGUAAGAUCCGGCCGGGUAUUCAAGACCUGAAGUCUCCCGGAGCCGCAGUCUCCGCGGGGCGGCCUGGGAAAGUCACAGUCACAGCGCAGUGGCGGGAACCGCAGCCCGGCGGCCCUGGAACCUCCCAGUCUCACAAGGUCGGUCAGUCAGUCCUGCUCAGCUGUGAAUGGGAACAAAGAGCCCUGGAUGCAGAAGAGAGAGGAGACAGUAGCAAAGGAUCCAGAUUUGUAUUUUUGACAAGUGGAUAUGAAAUUUCAACAAGAAUUCCAGUCUUUGUUUCUACAAGAUAAACUCAGAGAAGAGCAACAAGAAGAAUGAAUGCUUCUGUGGCUCAUGCUCCCCAGGGUCUGUUAUCAUUCAGGGAUGUGGCUGUGGACAUCUCGCAGGAAGAAUGGGAAUGUCUAGAUUGUGCUCAGAAGGCUUUGUACAUGGAUGUGAUGUUGGAGAAUUACAACAAUCUACUGUUUGUGGAGAACCAUUGCAUAUGUGGUAAAUAUGAGAAGGUCUGGCAUCAAGUCACAAAGCAUUUGAUCCAUGAUCAUGAACAUGUCAAAGAGAAGUCUUAUGAAUGUCAUGAGCUUGGCAAAGUGAUUCGUGAAUGCAGCCAGUGUAGACCUUGUGACACAAGUGAUCCUGCAGAAAAUAACAAGUACAGAGUUGGUAACCACAGAGAUGCCUCUAUUGAAGCCUUAACCCUCAACAGACACAAAAGUGGGAAUGCUGGAGAAGAACCUUGCAAAUAUACAGACUGUGUAAACUGUUUAAGUUUGUGUUCCAUCACUAGCCAAAAUCAAAGCACUCACGCAGUAAAGAAAGAACACAAAAAUUCAGAGUCUGAUACAUCUUUUGACUCUAAUACAGAAAUCACUCUGAAACAAACUGACAGCAGGAAGAAAGCACAUCAGUGCAGGAAAUGUGGGAAAUGCCUCAAGACUCACUCAAGCCUCAUUAGGCAUCAGAGAGCCCAUCCCAGAGACAAAUCCUAUAAAUGUGCAAAUUAUAGUAAAUCCUUUCUGCAUUUUUCACAACUCAAAGUACAUUACAAAAUCCGUUGUAGAGAAAAACCCUACAAAUGUACAGAAUGUGGUAAGUGCUUUUAUCAUUUAUCAAAGUUUAAAAGACAUUACAGGAUCCACGUUGGAGAGAAACCUUACAAAUGUAGUGAAUGUCACAAAUCUUUUAAUGAGAAAGGCCAUCUUAGAACUCACCAGAGAAUCCACACAGGAGAGAAACCUUACAAAUGUAGUGAAUGUGGCAAAUCCUUUACCACAAAAGAUAACCUUAGAAGUCAUCAGAGAAUCCACACAGGAGAGAAACCUUACAUAUGUAGCGAAUGUCACAAAUCGUUUAUCACAAAAGACCAUCUUAGAACUCAUCAGAGAAUUCAUACAGGAGAGAAACCAUUCAAAUGUAGUGAAUGUGACAAAUCCUUUACAAGUCGCUCACAUCUUAGAAUACAUCUGAAAAGACAUAGAGGAGAGAAACCUUACAAAUGUACUGAAUGUGACAAAUCCUUUACUGAGAAGGCGACACUAAGAACUCAUCAGAGAAUACAUACAGGAGAGAAACCUUACAAAUGUAGUGAAUGUGAGAAAUCCUUUAGCGCAAAAGGGACGUUUAGAAUUCAUCAGAGAGUACAUACAGGAGAGAAACCUUACAAAUGUACUGAGUGUGACAAAUCUUUUACUAAGAAAUGGACGUUUAGAACUCAUCAGAGAAUACACACAGGAGAAAAACCUUAUAAAUGUACUAAAUGUGAAAAAUCCUUUACUGGGAGAGGCAGUCUGAGAACUCAUCAGAGAAUCCACACAGGAGAGAAACCUUACAAAUGUAGUGAAUGUGACAAAUCCUUUACCACAAAAGACAAUCUUAGAAGUCACCAGAGAAUCCACACAGGAGAGAAACCUUACAAAUGUAGUGAAUGUGACAAAUCCUUUACCUGGGGCCCAUCUCUUAGAAUACACCAGAGAACACAUACAGGGGAGAAACCUUACAAAUGUAGUGAAUGUGACAAAUUCUUUACUACAAAAAGCAGUCUUAGAACUCAUCAGAGAAUACAUACAUUAGAGAAACUUUAGAAAUGUAGCGAAUGUGAGAAAUCCUUUUCUGUUGGUCUAGCUCUUAGAAUAUGUUCUAGGAUACUUGAUGACACUGUGGAACACAAGUGUUAAUAAUAUCAACCUUGAAUUGGGGGCAGAACCCACAACUAACUGGCAGGAAUUAGCCAUAGAGAACAUGGAGGAGUAUGGAAGACAAGAAGGAGAAAGGAGCGACUUGCAGUUUUGUGGUCCUCUGGUUUGAGAUGGUUGGAAAGACACUUCCUUGCUGGGUCUCUGGCCAAAAAGGCCAUUUAGUUGUUUCUUGGCCUCUGAACUAGCAGGUUUUCACCCCACCACCUGACUCCCAAUUUAUUGGUAAAUAGUACAAUAGAUACUUAGUUAAAUACUACAUAUGAUGGCUACAGCCACAGCCACACCACCAAGCCACAGUCUGAGCAACAGUGUAAUGCGGGCCUUGGGGCCAGAGUCAGGUGCACCUGCUAAGCUAACAGAACAUGAACACAUCAGAGAAUACAUAGUAAAGAGAAACCUUACAAAUGGAGUGAAUGUGAGAAAUCCUUUACUAUUUGUUCAUUUCUUAGAAUCCAUUAGAUAAUUCAUUCAGGAGAGAAACCUUACAAAUGUAAUUAUGUUAGUUUGGGUUUUAUUGUU